Messenger RNA from Aspergillus niger, 813 nucleotides. RefSeq lists its product as hypothetical. The record is from RefSeq and is a predicted model, not a curated record. The transcript is spliced from 4 exons. Bases 1 to 813 code for a protein of 270 amino acids. Lineage: Eukaryota; Fungi; Ascomycota; Eurotiomycetes; Eurotiales; Aspergillaceae.
AUGGAUUGGCACCGGAUUGUCGAUCCAUUCGGUUCAAGUCAAAAAAAGGUCCAGUAUAGAGAAGGGAACUUCCUGAAAAGUUUCCACUGUACUGUUCAGUGUUCUUUUUUUGAUAGAGAACUAUGUCUGUUACGAAAAUGGAAGUACUCAGGAAUAAAGAUCUGCAGUAAAACUGCAGAAUGCUUUAGAGCUUACCACUUCCAUACAGAAGAUACUGGUAAUACCUGGACAAGUUUUGCAGCACAACGAGAUAUUAUCCUGAAGAAUCAACGACAGACAAGACGAAAAUGUUCCCGAAUCUGUCCAAGAGGAAAGCUUAUUACUGGAACAUCUAAUCGGAACCAAAACAAUCCAAAUCAAAUGUCACGGAAAUCUAUAAGAUGUGGUCACGGGUUUCUAAAUGAUCCAAGAACAUAUUUUUUCUGGUCAAUACCAGAUACAUCUACUCUGGACUUUACGUACCUUACUGCUUUAUGCAGAGAAAGUGAAGAACAACCAGUCGGAAAUGAAACUGAAUGUAUUUUUUUUGAUUCAGUUAAUGUGUCCACCAAACCGACUGUUCACUGUGAGAGUGGUUUAAGGCGGGAACAGUCGACGUCGAUUGUGAAGAGGGUAAUUGCGCAAGGAGUAAUGUCUGGGGCAAAUAAUGGUUGCUCGCGGUCACAAAUAAGGCAUUCAAUGGCAGUGAAAUGGCAAAGACAGUGGUGGGUGAAAGUGUCACAGGAGUUUGUAUCAUCCGGUUACAGGAAACGUGCCCGCAAGCUAAAGGAGAUCAGGCCAUGGUUGUCUGGUAAAAAGAAGACAAACAAGUAA